CACGUUACGAGGGCGGGGCAACGAGGUUUUCGGCCUAGUGAGCACUUUUCUCGUUCAGCCGCCGACUACACCAAGCCUAGGAAACAACAAAUCACCAUGAAAACGCUCUGGGGUUGUUCGAGUUGUGUCGGGCUCCUGGCACUGGCGGUCCUAGUUCCCGCCACGAUAGCAGCCCAUGGCGACGCAUACCAGACCCAUCGUUUGGACAAGAAUCAUAACUCUCUUCGUCAUCCAAAGCGUGAUCCGACAUGUCAGCAGUCGGGUUACACAUUGUGUGCCGCUUCCGACAAUGGCGGAUGCUGCCCGGAAAACUACGCCUGUGCGGAUACGUAUUGCUACGCUACGACAGCAGGGCCAACGACGGCGUGCGGUCGAUCAGGGUAUUAUAACUGCCCAUUGACAGCCGGGUCAGGGGCUUGCUGUCCCGUAGGCUUCAUCUGCGCGCGAAGCGGCUGCGAACCGCCCGCCGGACAAUCCUUCUCCCCCGUAUGUCCGACGACAGCCUUCGCCUGCCCCUCCUCGCUCGGCUACGGCUGCUGCCCCAACGGCAUGGUCUGCGGCAGCGAAACCUGCUACGCCACGACCCCGCAAACCUUCGCCGUCAGCGCCGCCGUCACAACCACCGACUCGGACGGCAGCACCAUCACCACCGUCCUAACCAGCAGCACCGUGCUGACCGACGGCCCCAGCCCCACCGACUCCCUCUCCGCCACCGUCGCCGGCGUGCCAAAGCUAAUCCCGAGCACCGUCUCCAAGCUCCCCUCGAUCGAAACCGGCUCCGGCUCCAGCUCCGGCAGCAGCGGCCUCUCGUCGAGCCAGCUCGGCGGCAUCGUCGGCGGCGCCGUCGCCUUCCUGCUGAUCAUCCUCAGCAUCGCCGCGCUCGUCAUCUGGCGCCUCCGGCGCACCGAGAAAGCCGUGCAGGCCGCCGGCGCCGCGCGAAAGCGGGGGGAGAGGGACAACAACAGCAGCAGCAGCAGCGGGGCGCCGAAGUCCGGCAGCCGCCCCGCGAUCUCCGAGGUCGACGGCAGCACGGACGUCGACUCCGUCGCGCUCGCGCGCGCGCGGUACCACCACGCGCGCUCCGACGACGCCGCGUCCACGGCCGCGGGCUCCGAGCUCGACGCCUCGGACCGCGGGCCCCUGCAUUUCUACGGGUCCAACGCCUCCACCACGCCCCCGACCUGGGGCCUCGGUAGCAGUGGAGGGGGAGGGGGAGGGGGAGGGGGAGGCUACUUCGUCCCGCUGCACCGCUCCGACGCGUCGGACGGGCGACAGUCGAGCCUGGACUCGUACGCGCGGAACUACAACACGUCGCCGCCGCUGAGGCCGGGGAGUAGCGAGUCGCAAAGAUCGAGGCGCACGCACGCGCGGCAGUGGAGCGACGCGAGUGAGCUGGACGGGAGCAGUGUGGUGAGCGGGAGCGCGCACCACGGAGUGCCGGCGUCGGAGCUGGAGAGUCUGGAGACGAGUGAGGCGGCGCAGAGGAGGAGGCGGUCAAGUAGUUUUCCGAGGCGGGCGAGUGAUCCGCCGGGGCGCGGAGACAGUGGUGGCGGUGGGGUUGGGGGAGGAGAUGGAAAGGGGGGAGGAGGGGGGGCGCUGGGGACGUUGAAUGAGGUCAAUGAGCUCCAUGGGUAUUAUGGCGCGCCGAAUAUGGCGGUCGGGCAGACGCUUUCGUGGAAGAAUGGGUCGUCGAGUUCGUUGCCGAGGACGUGAGGGGUUAGACUUUUUAAGGGGGGGAGUGUGUGUGGUUUAGGAUUCGUGGAUAUAUUAUGUUAUACACUUGCGUAGGUAUGGUGGGGUGUUAACGAAGACGUGGAUAAUAAGCUGGGCUUGUAGACAAGGUCGGCUGGCCAGAGGGUUUACGACGAUUCAUGUUGUCUCCUUUCGCUUAUAUGCAACUCGGGCGGCGUUCUUGGAGAUAUACCCGCCACACAUCUGACUUAUACAUUUCCCCUAUUUCUU
Hypoxylon fragiforme is the source of this 1962-nucleotide messenger RNA. RefSeq lists its product as uncharacterized. Lineage: Eukaryota; Fungi; Ascomycota; Sordariomycetes; Xylariales; Hypoxylaceae. The coding region runs from base 97 to 1713 and encodes 538 amino acids. The transcript is spliced from 2 exons. The record is from RefSeq and is a predicted model, not a curated record.